AUGACGGUCGACGCGUCGUCGGCUGUACCCUCCCGAGCCGGCACGCCGCGUCUCAAGCCUUCGGCCUCGGCCCCUCUCGACCCUCGCCCUUUGCCUGCGAAUCGUCGGACCAGUCGGCCGCCGACGACGGAUCCGCUCUCUGAUCGAGCGACCCAAGCCCUCAUCCGGCGGACGCUCUGCCCCCAGCAGUCGCGCGACAAGGGACGCGAUGCCCCGCCGCCCAUCCACGACCUGCUCCCGCCCCUGACGAGCCGAAACGACGUCGAUCUCGAGCUAUAUGCCUUUCUCGCCAUCAUCCUGCGCGACUUUGUGCAAAGCUGGUAUGGCAACAUCACGGCCGACGAGUCCUUUGUUGCCGAGAUAGUGCACAUCGUUGCUCACUGCUCGCGCGCCCUGGAGCAAAGGCUCCGCAAGCUGGACUUGGAGAGCUUGGUCUUCGACGAGUUACCCGAGGUGCUUGAUCAGCACGUAGCAGCUCAUCGGCCCGCCGCGCAGCCCCCCCUGGCCAUCGAUCCUCACCAAGCAUACCACUCUCUCUGGCCGCUCCCGCUCCUUUCGCCGGUGCCCGAUCCUGGAGAUGCGGUAACGGCAGCCGAGCAACGAGAAAACGAGGCCGCCUACCGCCAGCUGCUGGUCCAGGCUGUGCUGGCCGUGCUGCUCCCGACCGAGGAUCUCGAGAAUCCAUGUCUAACGGCCCUCGUUGGGCAGAUAUUUUCCGAGCUCAUCAUCGCCGGCGUCCUUGUCAACAAAGCAGCUCAACCGUGGCUCGUCUUCGAGGCAUUCACCGUGCUGUCCUCGAUUUGGCUUCUGGUCGAAUCGCUGGCCAUGUCGUCAUCUCUGCCGCCACGGGCUACACGUGGGACUGACAGGGAGCGAAAGCCCGGUCAGAGCCCAGGACCACCCCACCCGGCCAAAGUCCCUGUUUUGGAUUUUGCUGCAUGGCGCUGCGCGGGCAACCUGAUAGAGAUGAGUUCCAGGAUGCCCUGGCUCGGCGGCUUCCUGUCACUACUGCAAUUUGGCGCGGUUCAUGGUCCGGGCCGCGUCGCUGGCUUGGACCGCACACUUGACAGGCUGCUUUCCCACCGCAUCAAAGCCCUCCUCUCGCCUGCCCGUCUGUCAGCCGCCCUCCGCACCAUCCGCGGCGUCGUCUUCCCCAACAACGCCCCCGGCUCGUCUUCCCUGUGCCCCCCAUGCUCCGAGGCCGAGCUACGCGCUCUCCGACGCAGAGCCGCUAGCGCGAUUUGGGGCAUGUUGCCGAGCGGGGUGGCCCGCGUGUAUUUCGGUGCUGGCAGCCCGUGGCAGCGGCGCCCCGGGACUGCCAAGGAGGAGGAGGACAGGGUGCUGGACGAUAUCGAGGACCUAUUGAUGGUGCUCGGGGACGAGUACUGCAAUAAGCAUCUCGUGUACGGGCUGCUCGAGCUCCUGCUUGUCAGGCUCAUCCCCGAGCUGAGCGAAAAGGGGGUCUUGGAGCUCUGGGACGAGAGGCUCGGCUGA
Messenger RNA from Hirsutella rhossiliensis, 1494 nucleotides. RefSeq names its product PXA domain-containing protein. Gene Ontology annotation, molecular function: phosphatidylinositol binding. The transcript is spliced from 4 exons. The record is from RefSeq and is a predicted model, not a curated record. Gene Ontology annotation, cellular component: late endosome; extrinsic component of endosome membrane; early endosome. Lineage: Eukaryota; Fungi; Ascomycota; Sordariomycetes; Hypocreales; Ophiocordycipitaceae. Gene Ontology annotation, biological process: endosome to lysosome transport; early endosome to late endosome transport; protein targeting to lysosome. The coding region runs from base 1 to 1494 and encodes 497 amino acids.